UCUUCACGCUGAAAGUACUGCAAUAGGUUGUUGGCGUUGCGCAGUGUAUUUGGGCGUACAGCUAUCUUGUGUUUAAGUAAAUCGUAUUUCUUUCGCCAUGGCUGAUGCGGAACAGAAAGGAAUGCAGCUCAUGGCUGAAGCAGAGAAAAAAUUAAGUUCUUCGAAAGGGUUUUUCAGCUCCCUUCUCGGAGGAGGGGGCAGCAAAGUUGAUGAGGCAAUUGAGCUUUAUUUGCAAGCUGCUAAUAAGUUCAAGAUGGCCAAGCAGUGGGGGAAGGCUGGAGGAGCAUUCACUGAGGCUGCCACUCACUACCAGAAGAAUGAUAGCAAGCUUGAUGCCGCAACCAACUUUGUUGAAGCUGGAAAUUGUUACAAGAAAUCAGAUCCCCACCAGGCUGUCAGUAGUCUUCUGAAGGCAAUUGAGAUCUACACAGACAUGGGCAAGUUCACCAUGGCUGCCAAGCAUCAUCAAACAAUUGCAGAAAUUUAUGAGACUGAGAUUGCUGACAUAGAGAAAGCCAUUCAGCACUAUGAGCAGGCCUCCGAUUUCUUUAGGGGUGAAGAGAACAACUCAUCUGCCAACAAAUGCCAGCUCAAAGUAGCCAUGUUUGCUGCUGAGAUGGAAAAUUAUAAGAAAGCCAUCAAUAUCUAUGAGCAGGUUGGUGAUAAUGCACUUGGAAGCUCGCUGCUGAAGUACAGUGCUAAGGAAUAUUUCUUCCGUGCCUCCAUUUGUUAUUUAUGCUAUGACGUCACCGACGCCGAAUCUGCUCUCCGUCGUUAUGAAGAGAAGUAUCCAGCCUUCCAGGACUCAAGGGAGUGCAAGCUCAUCAAGACUUUGCUGGGACAUCUUCAAGAAAGCAACAUUGAUGGCUUCACUGAGGCAGUUUCCGAGUACGAUUCCAUCAGUCGCCUGGAUCAGUGGUACACCAAACUGCUGCUGCGAGUCAAGAAAACGAUCUCGGCCGAUGAUCUCUGUUAAGAGCUUAGGCUGGCAGUCUGCUCAGCAGAGUCCCGGCUACGGAUAGCACCGCAGAGUAUCAAGUACAGGCAUCGCAUAAUCAACACCAAGAGUAAUGCGUUAAUGUCUUGAUAACUUGAGUGAGUUCUUGGUGAUUAUAUACAUCUUAUAUCAUCGCAUUUAGUCGUUAUUAAUGCAGAUCUCUAUCAGAUUAUUGUUAUAAGCUGAGCUGUACUAUUGGUCCUAUUUGAUUCUAGGUCAUUAUGCUGCAGUAACUAGCAAUAGGUAACCAAGGUUAUUUUUCACAUUGAGGAUUUUUUCUGAUAACCAUCCAUGGUUUCAUAAUUUUCAAAAUAGAACUUAAAGGCAAAUUUAUGAAUAAGCUGGAGUUUCCCAGGAAAUUUUUGGCACAAUUGUAUGAUAACGUCAUUAUGAGAGUACCGAAAAAAUUUCACUUCUCUAACAUAGCGAACAUUUUCUGCAUGUCACUGUUCCGCAUGCCUCUUCAAGUAUUUAAUGGAAUGAUUUCGUUCCUUCGGCUUGAUCUUUUUUCUAUUCAAGUUUUGAAGGUUUUCAGCUGAAAAACAUUAGUGUGUUAAACUAUUGGCCAAUAGUUAAGCCGUCUUAUGAGAAUAUUGAAGUCAUUGCAACUAAAAACAGAAACUCGCGCUGCAAAGAUUGAUAAAUUUUGCAAAAAAUGUUUUGUUGACUAUAGAAACAACCAUGGAUCUCGCUGUGGUUAAGGUUGAGGUGGCUGUGGUGUGGUUAAGGUGGCAAAUCGACUUCUGUUGAUUCUUUGGGGUGCGAUGUUAGCGUUUACUUAGUCAAAACAAUUGUAUUUUUUACUAUAUAUUUCAAUAUUUAUCAGGUGAUGAAUAUUAUUUUAUUCAUUGUGCUAACCUUAUUUCUCUCAAGCCAUGCAGGCAAAAUUCUUAGUUUCUAGGAUUGCAAAAAAUUUACGUUACUGUUGUCGUACCGACAUCGUUCUACAUCAUUCCUAUUUCUGGAUUAGGCAGAAGUAAUGAAAUUUUUUAGCAAUCUAUGUUACCUCACCGUUAGUGUAUUAUGUUAAGGCAUAUUAGAUUUUUUAAACCGUUAAGUGUGGUUUGUUGAUAUGUUUGUGUGUUAACUUUUAUUGUAAUCGAGUUUUUAUUCAAAAUAUGAGUUUACCUUAAGCACUUAAGCAAGAAUUUGUAAGUUCGUCGUUUGUUAUUUUGAUCUUGAUGAUGCGCCAUGGAAUGAGUCACCCGAGUUAUCAUCCUUAUUCCCGAUCAUUUUACAACUUCUAAAUUACUUUUCUUGUGGUAACCAGGCUAUCUCUGAAUCUGAUUCCAUUUUACAUCCAGUUCAGCGAUGCAUCGUUUCAAGACUGAAUUAUUUUGACGUCCUUAUUUUAGUCAAAGAAGAUUGUUUGAUAUUAAGUUUUUGUAAAUAACCGUUCAAGUAUUUGCUGUCGAGCUCUCCUCUCACUUUGACGUCUCUAGCUAGUCUCCACUUGUUCUCACCGUUAAAAGUAGCCGCAUAGUCAGUAGAGGCUGAACGCUUGUAUGCCAUGAAAUUUAGAUGUAAUGUCUAGUCUUCAAUUUACGCUCGCGACACACAGAGUCUCGCAGGAUAUGGCAGCUUCAAUGAUAAUGUCUUGUGAAAUCUCUGAUUAUUCACCAUAAUUAGCACUUGCAUUUCAUCGGAAAUUUUGAACUUGGUCAUAAAUUUUUUCUUUCAAGUAUGAAGAUUGAUUCUAAAGCUUUAAAUCAUGCACAAUCGGAUGGAAAUUGUACGUACAGCUGCAAUCAGUAAAAUAAGCUGCGAACGUUCGCUUAGCUCGUUCUGUAAAUAGGAAGUUUCCAUGUUUACUGAAUAAAUCCUUAUCUCCGAAC
This is a messenger RNA of Hyalella azteca, 2832 nucleotides long. It is a transcript of the gene alphaSnap, whose product is annotated as alpha-soluble NSF attachment protein. Gene Ontology annotation, molecular function: soluble NSF attachment protein activity; syntaxin binding. Lineage: Eukaryota; Metazoa; Arthropoda; Malacostraca; Amphipoda; Hyalellidae. The coding region runs from base 98 to 976 and encodes 292 amino acids. Gene Ontology annotation, biological process: SNARE complex disassembly; intracellular protein transport. The record is from RefSeq and is a predicted model, not a curated record. The transcript is spliced from 6 exons. Gene Ontology annotation, cellular component: vacuolar membrane; SNARE complex.